Messenger RNA from Aethina tumida (small hive beetle), 1062 nucleotides. Its product is annotated as cilia- and flagella-associated protein 97. The coding region runs from base 107 to 775 and encodes 222 amino acids. NCBI's taxonomy places the organism in Eukaryota, Metazoa, Arthropoda, Insecta, Coleoptera, Nitidulidae. The record is from RefSeq and is a predicted model, not a curated record. The transcript is spliced from 3 exons.
CCCGCAUAAUACAAAAAUAGAAAUUAAACAAUCGAUCAAACGUAUUCCAUGGAAACAAAUAACUGAAAUCAACGCAUUUGAUAAUCCGUCGACAAACCUAUCAAACAUGAAUAUUACGCGGUCUGAUCCAAAAUGUAACAGUGAUUCGAGCGAUGACGAUGAUAUAUACACGGAAUUAAAUAAAAAAUUAAGCACGAUUUACAGUUGCGAAAGUAUCGAAAUAAGCGAAAAAAUUAAGAGGAACAAAUCCAAAUGCGAUAACUUUUCGAGCGAUGAUGACGUUUGCAGGGAACUGGAUGAAAAAUUGAGCACGAUUUUCAGCGGCGAAAGUUCGGAGAAGACUGAAAAGACCGGAACACCACACGUAAAUUCGGAUGAUGAUCUGGCGGCCACCGAAAGCGACUACGACGACGAAAUCUUCGAGGACUACGACGAGGAGGAGGAGGAAGUGGACGAAUAUGAGAGUGACAUGAGCCUGAUAUUUGGCUUAAAUAGAGGUGUUGGACAAGUACACGUGGACCAAACGAAGACCUUCACCCAAAAACAAUUGCAAGAUAUAGAACGAAAAAAUGCUAUACUUAUGCAAAAAAUUCUGAAGAACAAUCGCAGGAAGAAUAAUUAUACGGUGCCUCCUAAAUAUGCCGAAACGAAAAAAGUCGCAUCUGCCACUAUUAAUCGGCGCAAACAACAAGAGAUUAUUAAUAAAAAUAACAUGAUACUGUUGAAAAAGUUACAGUCGGUAAAACCCGCUGUGAACAACCGUCCGAAAAAAUAAUUAGCGUCAUACGCAUCGAAAGUCUAGUGAUAAAAUUGUCUGUCCCGUUAUUUAUAAAUCGUAUAUCAUUGGUAUUGUAUACACAGUUUUUAAUCUGCGGCAUGCAUUUAUUUUAUUGGGUGCAAUUGAAUUAUGUUAAGGUCAGUGCAAGACCGAGAGUUUAAAAUGCGCGGUCUCUAAAAUGUGGAUACUACUGAUAUUAUAUAUUCUAGAUCAAUUGUUUGCAUUAUAUAUUUUUAUACAAUUUUUAUAUAAAUGGCGUUCAAAUAAAUUUAUUUUAUUAUAAA